CCGGCCCCAGGCGGAGGAGGACCUGGGCGAGCUGUCGGAGCAGUUCUACAAGUACGCUGUGCAGUUGGUUGAGAUGUUGGAUAUGUCUGUCCCUGCAGUUGCUAAGCUGAGACGACUUUUAGACAAUUUGCCUAGAGAAGCUUUGCCUGAUAUACUGACUUCAAUCAUUCGCACAACCAACCAAGAGAAGCUUCAGAUUUUGGAUGCUGUUAGCUUGGAGGAACGGUUCAAGAUGACUAUACCAUUGCUUGUUCGACAGAUUGAAGGUCUGAAGCUGCUUCAGAAAACCAGAAAACCCAAACAGGAUGAUGAUAAAAGGGUUGUAGCUAUUCGUCCUAUUAGAAGGCUCAAUCACAUUCCAGGUGCUGCAGAGGAAGAGGAGGAAGAGGAAGAUCAUGAUGAUGUUGUCAUGCUAGAAAAGAAAAUUAGAAUAUCCAGUAUGUCAGAGCAAGCUCUUAAAGUAUGUCUAAAAGAAAUGAAGAGAUUAAAAAAGAUGCCUCAAUCAAUGCCAGAAUAUGCUUUGACCAGAAAUUAUUUAGAACUGAUGGUGGAACUUCCGUGGAACAAAAGUACAAAAGACCGGCUGGAUAUUCGUGCAGCCAGAGUUCUUCUGGAUAAUGACCAUUAUGCCAUGGAGAAAUUGAAGAAGAGAGUAUUGGAGUAUUUAGCUGUCAGGCAACUGAAAAACAACCUAAAGGGACCCAUUCUUUGCUUUGUGGGUCCCCCUGGAGUUGGUAAAACUAGCGUGGGAAGAUCUAUUGCAAAGACACUGGGUCGAGAGUUCCACAGGAUUGCCUUAGGAGGAGUAUGCGACCAAUCGGACAUUCGAGGCCACAGGCGUACCUAUGUUGGCAGUAUGCCUGGCCGAAUAAUCAAUGGCUUGAAGACUGUUGGGGUUAACAAUCCAGUGUUCCUGUUAGAUGAGGUUGAUAAACUGGGGAAGAGUCUGCAAGGAGAUCCUGCAGCUGCUUUGCUUGAGGUCCUGGAUCCAGAACAGAAUCAUAGUUUCACUGAUCACUACUUAAAUGUAGCCUUUGACCUGUCUCAAGUCCUGUUCAUAGCAACUGCCAACACUACAGCUACCAUUGCACCUGCUCUGCUUGAUAGAAUGGAGGUCAUUCAGGUUCCAGGAUAUACACAGGAAGAGAAGAUAGAAAUUGCUCAUAGACACUUGAUCCCUAAGCAGCUAGAACAGCAUGGCUUGACACCUCAACAGAUCCAGAUUCCCCAAGUAACUACCCUGGAUAUCAUCACCAGGUACACUAGAGAGGCAGGGGUCCGCUCUUUGGAUCGAAAGCUUGGAGCGAUUUGCAGAGCAGUGGCUGUGAAAGUAGCAGAAGGGCAGCACAAGGAAACCAAGUCAGAUCGUUCUGAAGUGACUGAAGGAGAAGACAGCAGAAAUCAUGUCACAGAAGAUGCAAAAACCGAGUCCAUCAGUGAUACAGCUGAUCUCGCCCUUCCACCUGAAAUGCCAAUUUUAAUUGAUUUCCAUGCUUUGAAAGAUAUCCUGGGGCCACCUAUGUAUGAAAUGGAGGUGUCUGAACGUUUAAGUCAACCGGGAGUAGCCAUAGGCUUGGCUUGGACACCCUUAGGCGGUGAGAUCAUGUUUGUAGAAGCAAGCCGCAUGGAUGGCGAUGGUCAGCUUACUUUAACUGGACAGCUGGGGGAUGUCAUGAAGGAAUCAGCACAUCUUGCAAUUAGCUGGCUGCGCAGCAAUGCGAAGAAAUACCAGCUAACUAAUGCUUCUGGAAGUUUUGAUCUCCUUGACAACACCGACAUCCAUCUGCACUUCCCAGCUGGAGCUGUCACAAAAGAUGGACCAUCUGCUGGUGUAACCAUAGUAACCUGUCUUGCCUCACUCUUCAGUGGGCGGUUGGUGCGUUCAGACGUAGCCAUGACUGGAGAAAUUACACUAAGAGGCCUUGUUCUUCCAGUUGGGGGAAUUAAGGACAAAGUCCUAGCAGCACAUAGAGCUGGAUUGAAGAGAAUCAUCAUUCCACAAAGAAAUGAAAAAGAUCUGGAAGGGAUUGCAGUGAAUGUGCGGCAGGAUCUGACUUUUGUUAUGGCGAGCUGCCUUGAUGAAGUUCUUAAUGCAGCAUUUGAUGGGGGAUUUUCAGCCAAGACUGCACUUGAGCAUUUAAAUAGUAAACUUUAAAAACAGAUUGCCUGCGUAUGAAAAUUUAGAAGCUGAUCAACUUUCCAAUUGCAAGUUUUUUUUUUAAAUCACAGUAAAACAAAGGGUGCACAGCAUGGGAACAGUAAUUGAGGCCAACAGUAAUAUACAGGAACUUCAACUCAGUCUUCAGUUGGGCUACUAGUAUUAGAGUGGAUUUGUAUCCAUCUACCACAUAAAUUUAACAUAUGCAACUUGUGCACCCAAGUAGAUAGUGACAUUUUUCAAAAGACUUGAAUGGUUUGCCCUACUUCUCUGUAAGUCUCCAGUUGCAUAUUGACGCCUUCUAAACUUUACUUUUCUAAAUUAAACCUAUUUCCAAUUAUUUUGGGUAUGGACAAUCAUAAACUGUUCUUGAAGAAUAAAACAAUUUUACAGAAAAAAUUGAAAGUUUAUUAGGCAUUUCUGCAAGGAUUUCUAAACUAGAGAUUAAGUCACAAAAUAAGAAUUUUUCAAAGAAAAAAUUAAAAUAAAGCUAACAUCAGUCCCCUUCACUCUGCUCAGAUUUCCUUCAUUUAAAACUCUUAAAAUUUAACACUCCCCAGUUGUUCAUAGGAGUUGCAAUACCAGCUACAGCAAUAAGCCAGCUUUAAUGAGUAUACAUAAAAACACCCCACCAGCUGAAAGGCACAUUUAAUUAGGGUCUUCUAGACUACCCUUGCAAUCUAGAGCUGAUUUCUUGAAUAUUAUGGAACACAAAAAUAUCCAACAUGAAAAUAACUGAAGUGUAAUAUGGACAAUUUUAGCUACAGAAAAAGAACGUAUUGUUUCUUCCAAUUAAGAUCAGUAAAAACAUUUACUACUGUUUAAAUAUUUGUGGAACAGCUUAGGAGAAAAGCCAAUAGAUAUGAAAUUCAUAUAGAUGGUAAUCAUACAAAGAAAUUACACAAAACACACAAGUUACAAUCACCUAAUGAACACCUGUAGAAUAAAGGUGCUGCUAAAGGGUAAGAAGAACAGUUAACCAAUGUCAGAAGGAAGGAGAUGCUGGCAGCAAGUCCAAAUCUAGCAACAGGCCAGCAGAAGAGCGGUUUAUUCAAAACCAUAAACAGUUAAAGUCAUACCUUUUCUGCCAAUAAGAAACAUGUUCAAUCUCAAAUGUAUCACUUGAGUGUUUUCAUCUAAGAAUCUCAGAGUUGUAAAUUAAAGCCACCUAGGUAGCAUGGCUAUGAAUGGAAGCAAAGUACCUGGUUUCCAACAUUUUUUCUAUUCUGGUAGGCGCAUGUCAGACUAUACAGAACAACUUUUAAAUUCAUAAUAUCCUCUCAACAUUACCUAAAAGGUAAGUUUCCUCCCUGAAACCAGCAUGUGGGCUGUCUAAUCCUCAUGUGGUCCCACACCAGAAUAGGGAUUUUAAUGCACUAGUAGAGAGUUUUUCAGGUGAGUUUGCCAGGUGAGCAUGCUAGUAGAAAGUAGGUUGAGGGACUAUCGAUCACUUAAAAAUUAACAUUAAAAAAGGAAAGAUUAUUCUCAUUGCAACAAGAGUUAAGUUUUUCUGCCAUCUCUCAUUUUUCAAAAGCCACGCUGCUCGGGCAGAGAAGUACUUGAGAGAUUUCACAAAGCAGAUGAGUUUGAGCUUUGAAAUUAGUAAGUUGUUCUGAAUAUUUAUCCAAGUAUAGAGAAAAAGUAUAUACGCAGUUCAAAGUGGAAGUUAAUGCUUGAUAUCCCCAGCCCCAGGAAGUGGUAGCACAUCUCAACUAUCACAUGUGGUGCCUUAUUUUUUUUUCCUAUCCAAGGUAAGUUGGGAAGUAUUUGUUAUCCCUUUAGUAAUGCAGAUAUUUGUAAGCUGUUGACUUGUCUUCCACUGUUUGGCAGUAGAUGAAUAAAAUACUUUACCUUAAAGAAAGAAAA
This is a messenger RNA of Alligator sinensis (Chinese alligator), 4024 nucleotides long. RefSeq names its product lon peptidase 2, peroxisomal (gene LONP2). The coding region runs from base 74 to 2155 and encodes 693 amino acids. The record is from RefSeq and is a predicted model, not a curated record. Gene Ontology annotation, biological process: protein quality control for misfolded or incompletely synthesized proteins; protein processing; protein catabolic process. Gene Ontology annotation, molecular function: ATP binding; ATP hydrolysis activity; ATP-dependent peptidase activity. Lineage: Eukaryota; Metazoa; Chordata; Crocodylia; Alligatoridae. The transcript is spliced from 14 exons. Gene Ontology annotation, cellular component: peroxisomal matrix.